Gongylonema pulchrum is the source of this 237-nucleotide messenger RNA. NCBI's taxonomy places the organism in Eukaryota, Metazoa, Nematoda, Chromadorea, Rhabditida, Gongylonematidae. The record is from the annotation of a GenBank genome assembly.
UUGUUUUUACAGGCAAUACUUCAUUCCGGCUCACAGCCACUACAUGCUCCCAAUGGUCAGAGUUAUUAUUUCGAUGAUAAGAAUUAUCAGGGUAAGCCGGGUUAUUUCAUGUGCUCGAUGCCGCUGGAUGAAGUGGUGAAAACCGUACAGGAAAAUUCACCUCCCGCAACAACCGACGAAUCCGGUAACUCAACUACAGUAACACCGGAACAGUUCUUCAAAACUGUAAGUCACUAG